Molecule: messenger RNA, 6898 nt
Organism: Numida meleagris (helmeted guineafowl)
Lineage: Eukaryota; Metazoa; Chordata; Aves; Galliformes; Numididae
Gene: FNDC9
Product: fibronectin type III domain containing 9
Exons: 2
Coding region: 5421-6083 (220 amino acids)
Molecular function (GO): protein binding
Source: RefSeq, a predicted model, not a curated record
CACAGUGACAGCUGGGUGCAUUUACAGGACUUGUAAGUAAUUCUCUUAUCACAGUACUGUGUUCCAUCACUUGAAAUCAUUUUGAAAGAAAGCAGGAGAAACAAUAAUUCCUGUAACAAAUUUCUUACAAUACUUCUCACGGCACAAAGAGAUUGCUCUUCUUUCUGUGCAGUCAAAUGCACUCUACUCUGAACAAAUUGUCAUGUCACAAGGUUCAUUAUCCUGCUCUGUAGCCAACACCACUUUCAUUUCCAAGUUAAUUUGCUCUCCUCUGUAUUCUCAGUCAAGGAUUUCAGUUCACUGGCCCUUUGCCUCCUAAAACCCAAGUUCUUCUCCACCAAAACUGAAAGCUUUAUACAUAAGUAACAGGGUAAAAUUUUUCCCAUUGGCACUUGCUUCAAAUGAGGAACAGUAAGAAAAGUAGGAACUAGAGCAUCUGAGCCUAAGAACAGUUGGAAUACACACAGGAAUGAUCCUUUCUGCAUCCUGUACAGCCCUACGGGUACUUAAGACAUCUACAUGUGACUGAACCAAAGGGGAAGACCCUGACUCUUGCCUAGGGAGCAUGCCUGGGGCUCUGGACACUUGGGAAAUUGUUAGCAGCAGAAAACAGAAGGUGAUUUCCAGGAGCGUACUUUAUCAAUAUAAUGUUGAAAAUACAGGAAUUACUGCAAUUUUUUGGCACUAGAAUUUUGAUUCAUUUGGUGUAAGAAGAAAAGAAGUAGGUGAAUUAAUUCACUUGUGUGAUUGGCAAAAUAAACCAAAAAUCAAAAAGAAAGCUGAUUUUAGCUGAGACGCCGCAUGCUCAGCUUGGCAUCUGUAAGAGAAAUGCUGGCACCACGACUCAGCCCCAGCAGAGAAGGGAUGCAGCCUCCCCCAGGAGAUCUGUGACAACCACAGCUCCAGUACACAGCACCGAGUCCUAGAAAGACUCUGGCAUGCAGUGCCCCUUCCAGCAAAACACAGAUGAAAUUCCUGGCUCAGAGUUGCUAGAAGAUCUUAAACAAGACUAAGGAAACAAAUUAAACUGUGUCCAAAUGUGCUGUGCAAGGCGUGCUGCAUCCUUCCACAGCAACCACAGACCUGGCUCUGCAGGGAUUCCCUUCCAUGCCAGCACCAGAGACAGCCUGUGGCCAAGGAACCUGAGGGACCACCACACUGGAGAGCUUAAGGUGAGAGGCAGCAAGUGCUGAAGUGGCAGAUGAGGACAAAACAGUGCAUCCUCAGCCCCUGCUGCUCCUAGCAGUUGCAAUACAGCUGGUCGUGCUCAAAGGCUUCACUUGUCCUCCCCCUGACUCACUUCCACAAGCCUAACAAGUUAGGAAGCCAUUUGCUAAGAGCCAGAAUAGUGUUUUCUUUUGCCCUCAGAUACAGAACUUCUGCUGACUGAUGUACUUAUAGCUCUCAUGGACUUGACAGUUGCUUUAAUCAGUGAAUUAGUUGUUUUGUUAGAGCCCUACUGCCCUGGUCCAGCAAUGUAUCACCUCCUGUGAUUGCUAGGUACUCCUCUAAAGAGCUAGCAGGAAAAAGAGAAAGCUGGAGAGUCCCCUGCUUCUCUUAAAACUUCACCUUCUGGCCCUGGUAGACAAAGAAACCCUUCACCACUCUUCUGUGCAUCGGUGCUGUUAUGUACACAAAGCCAAGCUUGUAGUCUCUGUAGUGCGUUCAUUCACAACAUGCAUUAACUUUCUCUCCCAUUAAAACUAAGCAAUAGGCCCCUGAAUAGUAAUGGCCAGAGUGAAAUAAUUUUGGGCAGAUAGAAUUGGUCGCAUUUUCCCUGAAAUGGGGCUGACAUUUUGCUGCACAGGCUGGUGAUCUCCCAGUGCAGCCUCCUGCCUUGCAGCACAACGCAGUGCUGCUGGAGAGCAGCUUUGAAGCCAUCUUUUCCUUUGAGUGGGGGUCCCAGCAAUAAGCCUGAUUAGGAGAAGAUACAUUUUAGGCUGUGCAUGGGCUGCAGAUGAGGAGAGUGAUUCAUCCCCACCUGUCUGCAAGAUAAGGGAGGCUCAUCGAGCUCUCUGCACAGCGCAUUAGCAGCAGGCUUACAUCUAAUAAUAAUACCCUGUGAGCAAUUAAAAUAUACCUCCAUUUAAGGGCGAGAUACACAACUUGGUUUAAAGACUGUAGGAUGUAAAAAACGACACCAGAGUGUAUUUUAAGACAAACCAGCUGAACGCACAAGCUGGCUGUGCGGCACGCUCACUCCCUCACACUGUGCAGUCGCUGCCACCCCCUUGGGGAGCAGCAGCAAAGCCCCUCUCUUGUGGGCUCUCAGGAGGCUUUGCUGUUCACAGGAGCAACAGCCACUGAAGACACAGCAGAGGUUUGCCCCCACUUUGGUUUGGAGCCAGAUGGGCAGGUUUGGGGGCCAGGAGGCUGGGUGUGCAGGCAAGUUGGGAUUUGUGGCACCAGGCAGAACUCCCACUGUCUCAGGUCUCUGGGAAAGCCUAUCUGGAGCUGAGAGCAUGGAGGAAAGGUCCCAUGUUACUUUGGGAGCUAGGGAGGUUCUGAAGGAUGCUAUGGAGCACUGAGCACCCAAUCCAGCAGCAUGCGAACGAAAACAAAAACUAGCUGUCAAUCCCACAUCUUCAAGCUUAUUGUUGGCCAUCACCCAGACCUGUCUGAGCUCACCUGAGGGAAGGCAGGGAAAGCUUUAUCAGGUAAAACAGAUUGUAGAGAGAGAUGAUAGAUACUACUGCUUGUGACAGAACACCUUGGAAAAAUGAAGAGUUAACAAAAGAGGAAUGGAGACAAAAAAGGUCUUAGACACAGCCAAAGAUUAGUCCCAACUGUCAGCCAGCCUGACUUCAGGGCCACAGCCGAGAUGGUGUCUAAGUGCAAAACAACUCUAAGACUUUUAUGCAAAGUAAAUAGAACCAUAGAGUCAUGUGAGUUGGAAGGGACAUUUAAAGGCUACCUAGUCCAACUCCACUGCAUUGAACAGGGACAUCUAUAGCUCAGGUGCUCAGAGCCCAGACUAGCCUGACCUUGAAUAUCUCCAAGGAUGGGGCAACCUGUUCCAGUGCUUCACUAAAAUACGUAUGCCCUAGCUGUGAUGCACAAAUCAUACCAUACAGUAGGCACUUUUAUAUACUGUAUAUAAACCAUAUCUGUGUCUAUUCUGUGCCUCAGCAUAAUGCCUUGCUAUACUGACUAUAGUUUUACAUAUGCACAUGCACAUACGUACAUACUUACAUACACUGCUAUAAUGAGACCUGGCAGGACAGGUAGCACAGCCCCCACCACCUGUUGCAAGGGAUCAGCAGCCCCCACUGCCAACACCAUCUGCAGCAGCCACAGCCCCUUCAUGCCUCAGGGCUCUGCUGCAGACGUGGCAGCAGAAAAUAGAGCAGCUCCAUCCCACUCACACACCAUGGCUAUUUAUACAGCUGCCAGCAGCAUGCCUUGCCCUCCAGGUUACAUCUGCCCGCACGCUUGCUAAAAAUGGGUGGGCAAAGUCAGCUCUGAGAGGGAAGCUGUGAUUUUCAGUGAGUCUGGCGUGACCCUGGGUCCAGCAGUGCCAAGAGAAAACAGAAACAUUCUUGAAAGUACAUAAAUGAAACCCAAUCUAAAGCAUUUACAGAGCUAAGAAGUGGUUAGCAGCAGUAAGAAGUAGGUUGCUGGUAAUUUACAGCUCCUUUGUAGGAAACUUGGCAACCUGCUGCGUUUUCUAAGUGCCUGAGUGACAGAAUUGCUCAAUUUCUGCUGACCACACAAACACGCUCAUGGUUUGCAUCCUGGAGGGCAUGGUGGCAGGCAGGGACAGUUGAGGCCACUGGUGGAUGUUAUUUGGGUAGAAAGGAACAAGGGUGCCGGAGCAGCCCCAGCACUGACAUGGUUUUGGUGUUCUCUUGUCCACAGAAAUGAGAAUUUCAAGCUCAUCACCAGUGUAAACUGGUGCCAGCUUGACUUUGGUAAUGCUGACACCACUGAAAUCUUUGGUGCAGUUGCUUUAGAGCUUGUGGCAUUGAUCACUGCAUGGAGAAGGGUUAGCAGGACCCUCUGCUGACCUAACCCAGCUAUUCCUGUUUUCUAUGGUUUCCUCUGUUCCUGUUAACACGUUAUGUGUGAGCAACUGAAAUUUAAUUCUGAAACAACUGCAAACACCAAUAAGCUCAACAACCCAGCUGCAGAAGGAAAGUAGUUCUCCCAUGAAAUAUUAUCACAUGGUAUAUGCCACCUUUCUGAGCACAGAUUUGUAUCUUCAGCUCUCUCCCUGCAGGCAAGGAUGUACUUUCUUCACAGCAUGGGAGCAGCUAAGAGCUCUCCAUUCCCCUGCUCCUGCAAGGAGGACUGAGCGAUGUAAAAGUCUGGAAGCCACCUGGGAGCACUUUCAUUUCCAUCCCUACCUAUAAUUAUUUUCAUCUUUGUUCCCUGCUUUCAGUUCACUGGCAGCUGCAGCCCACUCAGAAACUGAAGGAAAUACGGCAGGACUUGGAAGAUAAACACACACAGAUCUGCAAAGUGUCAAUCCAAAGCAAGAGACACACGUACUGCCUAGGCUUGUAACAGCCUCUCCUAAUCUGGUUUGCAUCAUCUCCUCAUUAAUGACAUUUUGAAGAUCUAUGGAACACUGCAAGCACCUUUCCAGCAAGAAUAUGGAACUAAUAACUCCAGAGCCAGAACUGAAAUUUAUUUUGGGAAAGUUCCUCUCUUGAAUAUGUUUUGGCUUCAGAGAGCAGCAAGUCACUUCUUCAGAGCCUCUCCUUACCAGUCCUGCUGCCACAUCUAUACCCUCCUGUCACUUCCUGGCUUCAGGCUCAGGCUGCUCUCUCAAUGGCUUUGCCUCUCCUUCCUGCCCUGGGUAUUUAGAGAAAACCCUGUUCCUGCUCCUAUCACACAGCUUGGAGAUAAAUUAAAAAGCGAAUGGACACUGCCACAGUAUCAGGGAUGAAAAUCUACUGCUCACUGGCUUUAAAACAGCAGUUUAAACAUGCAAGAAAUCAUAGCAACAAAGACAAAGCCCCUGAGUGCUAAGCUAUCAAUAGGCCAGGACGCUGGGUUUCACGCCAUGUGCCAAUAUGGCUCUAACCCCAGACUCUGCUGGAGGCAGUGGCUCUGGAGCAGGGUAGCAGUGUUCUUGCUUCAGGGCUGCAGAUAGAGAUGAAAAAAAAACAAAAACAAAAAACUAAAUCUGAAAACAAAACAAAACUGGCUUGUUUGUUCUGCCUCGGAGACACACUUCUCCCAGGCAAAAAGCUUUUAGGGAUAACAUUCCCAAAUCACUUGAAGAUGCCUGCCCAUCCUUUCCUACUGGUUGCUAUGGUGAGAGAUGACGGAGCCCAAGAUGGGUAUAAUACGAGGCAGCACGCGGAGAAGGGAUUUAGCAGAGCAGGAGGGACGCAGCGGUGAGAAGAGGGGAAGGUGCCGCGCUGCUCGCCUGCACCAAGGGGCUGCUGCAGAGCUGCUGGGGGAGGGACACGAUGAACAUCGAAGUGCACAACAUCACCUACACCAGUGCCACAGUCUCCUGGACCACCAACAGCCCCUGUCCAGAGAGCUACUACCACGUCAUGUACCGCCCCAACUGGAACAGUGUCUUCGCCGGCUAUUUGCGCCAAAACUUCCACCGUGAGGAGAGAGUUCCCCACUCCCUCAGCUCCAUUAUUCUCCAUCGCCUCACCCCCUCCACCAUCUACGUCCUCUGCAUCACAUGCAAGAACUCCUACCCCUCCAGCAACCACUGCACCACGUUUCACACGCUGGACCAAAGCCCCCUGCUUUUCAGCAGCUCUCAGCACGAGCCCACCACCUCCAUGUGGAUGGUGAGCAGCCUGUUGCUUCUCUGCUUUAUAGCUCUCUUGGUCUACGGCUGCCUGCAGUUCUGGGCUGCACAGUGCUGUGGGCCUUCCAGGCCAAAGCAGCCUGAUGCCAGCCCUGAAGAAGUGGGUGAAGGCAGCAGCUCGCUGGAUGGUCCUCUGAGCGAUGGACUCAAAGAAGAGCUUCUGGAAGUGCCCAUGACCACUGUGCUCAUGAGGAGCUCCAGUUUCAUGAGAGAGAGUCCAUAUAGUUCCCCACACUGCUUCUUCCCCUACAAGAACAGCGAUGAUAAGACGGCCAUCUUGCCACAGCACGGCCUUCAGUGAGAGCAAAAUAAAGGGAGGCCCUGCUUAGCAGUCUGGCUCAUGCUGCUCUUUCCCAGCUCUUCCCAGUUUGCAUAUGCACAGGGGCUAUCUGUCCCAAGGUAGAACAUGAGGUAGGAACAUUAGCUGCAAGGAGAAAAGCUUUUUCAAGUGACAAAUAUAUUCUCAUUUACUGAGGGGUUUUUAAAAGGAACCAAGUAAGCUUUCUGGGAAUAGCCAGGCUAGGCUGACUGUAGUGUCACUAUCUAAUCUGCAUCAAUGCUGUAGAUUCACAUCAGUCAUCAACCAAUGUGUGCAAGAAAUAAACUCCACUCCAGUAGUUUUAUGCUUGAGUGAUCCUCCACUAGCAUCACACCCCAAGCCCUCAUGAAACUUGUAUAAACAGUCAUCAUGGCCUGACAAAGAGCUUUUUGUCAGUGCUAAGUAGUUUACAUUUGCACUUCAGUAUUUAGUAACUCCUAUUUUGAAAUACAAAUGGGAUUCCUGCAGUAGCACCUUCCUCGGAGAGCAGCACUGCUCUGGAACUCUUGCUAGCUCUCCUCUCUCUGCAUUUAAAUGAAUGUGACUUGGUCUCAGCAUCACCAAGAAGCAAAGGGUGGUGUCAGCACCCCUUUACACAGGCAUAUUGUGGAGAAGCACAUGGGAAAUCAAAAGCAAAAAGCAUAUUGAAACAGCUUCUUGUAUGGCUUUUUUGUUUCACACAGCAAUGUGAUGCUGUACAUUUGCACUCGCCACGCUGUUACUGAAUUAGACCUUGUAUUUGUUUCUUCCUAAAUAAAGGAUUACAACAUCCACCCCUGCUGGCUGCCAUGGCACAU